CCUCGACAAGAUCCAGCACACACAACAUGACCACACUCCAACACCUCUCCCAACGGGACGACAAGAAGGACCAAGAGGUCGAGAUGAUCGAGGACAAGUCGGGUCCCGAUCUCACCUCCCUCGACGCGCGGGACUCUACUCCCGUCGUCGAGACCUGUUUCGAAGGAUAUACUCUGGAGGAGACUCAAGCCAUGUCCAAGAAGCUGGUCAGGUUGAUCGACUUUCGGGUCUUGCCCAUCUUGAUCCUGCUAUUUUUGCUCAACAUCCUCGACCGUAACAACAUCGCCAACGCCAAAGUCGCCGGGAUGGCCACCGACCUCAAAUUCGGUAACCUAGAUUACAACAACGCCGUCCUCUUCCUCUUUAUCGGAUACGUAGGGAUGCAGAUUCCCGCAGGGUUCAUCUUGGCCAAGAUCCCCCCUACCUUUUUCCUCACGGGGGCCGUAUGCGUCUGGGGGGUUGUCUCGAUGUGUUGUGGGUUCAUCCAUACGAUCCCGCAGAUGUUGGCGCUGCGGUUCUUGGUUGGAGUCGCCGAGGCGCCAUUCUUCCCCGGCGCUCUCUUAAUCCUAUCCUCAUUCUACACCAGAAAAGAGCUCGCCGUCAGGAUCGCCAUCGUGUAUUCCGGCGACUCGCUCUCCAACUGUUUCGGCGGUCUGCUCGCUGCGGCGAUCAUCUCCGGCUUACAAGGCAAGGGGGGGUUGGCAGGGUGGCGAUGGUUGUUCAUCCUGGAAGGGGCUGUCACUGUGUUCGUCGGAGCGAGCAUCUACUUCGUCUUGCCUUCCUAUCCGAGCAAAACCAAGUUCUUCACCGAGGAACAGAGGAGACUGGCGAUAUGGCGUACCACUCAGGAUGCGAACGGUGAACCUGACGAAGGUGGAGAAAAGUCACUGAUCAAGGGUGCCAAGCUCGUCUUGAAGGAUUGGAAGAUCGUCAUGCUCAUCUUCCAGCAGAUGUUCAUCUCUUGUUCACAAUCCUUCUCCUACUUCUUCCCGUCGAUCGUCAAGUCGCUCGGAUACGACUCGCAAAAGACCCUGCUGUUGACGGCCCCUCCGUACCUGUUCGCCUUUGUGGCGUCGGUCGGCGUCGCCAUAUCCUCGUCGAAAAUGGAAGAAAGGGCGCUGCACAUCGCCAUACCCAUGCUCAUCUCUACCAUCGGCAACGCCCUGGUGAUCGCACUACCCAAAUCGAACGUGGCCGGUCGAUACACCGCCAUGUUCAUGCUGACGCUCGGGUCGUACUGCGCGUUCAACCUCUCGUUCGCCUGGUUGGCGUCUACCAUCCCCCGACCUAGGAUCAAGCGAGCCGCCGCUCUCUCCCUCGUCAACGGCCUCGCCAACGCCUCUCAUUUCUUCUCUCCCUACUUUUUCCCCGAAUCCGACGCACCCAAAUAUAUCCCUGGUGGAUCGGCGCUGGCUGGGUUCUCGUUCAUGGUAGCCGUCUGCGCCAUCACCAUCAAAUACGUCUUGAAGGGUCAAAAUCGAAAGAUGGAUCGAUUGGAUAGCGAGGAUAAGCCUUACACGGGAUCGUUGGAAGGUGUGCCCAAGGGUUAUAGGUUCAUGACAUGAGGAACUCUCGAGGUGCAGGUACAAUAGGGAAAAGGUUCAGUGGCAUCAUGCGUUUAACUCUAGUAGUAUUGUAAAGCCGAAAGACCGGUCGUUGUCGAAUCACUUUUAG
Molecule: messenger RNA, 1674 nt
Organism: Filobasidium floriforme
Lineage: Eukaryota; Fungi; Basidiomycota; Tremellomycetes; Filobasidiales; Filobasidiaceae
Product: putative MFS transporter
Exons: 5
Coding region: 27-1565 (512 amino acids)
Biological process (GO): transmembrane transport
Cellular component (GO): membrane
Molecular function (GO): transmembrane transporter activity
Source: RefSeq, a predicted model, not a curated record